Molecule: messenger RNA, 1821 nt
Organism: Penicillium cataractarum
Lineage: Eukaryota; Fungi; Ascomycota; Eurotiomycetes; Eurotiales; Aspergillaceae
Exons: 5
Coding region: 1-1821 (606 amino acids)
Cellular component (GO): nucleus
Source: RefSeq, a predicted model, not a curated record
AUGUCUAUGACAGACCUCCACGAAGGGCUAUCAUGCCUCGAUACCGAGUCGUUGCGAUCGUUGACGGAGACUCUGCCCGAUGAGUAUCAUGAAUGGAUCUCCGAAUCGGGGAGAACUUCACGAAAUGAACAAAUUCUCGACGAUUUCCCCCGCCCUCCAAGCCGAACGAAGGGUCUUGAUGUUAUCGCCGAAGAACAAGUGAUGACCGACGCACCCGACGCGCCCUACGAAGAAGAACAAGCUUAUCCCACGCCCCGGUCUUCAAUCAAGAAUAUGCGCCGCACUGUCACAACCAACGAGCUCCCUCUGCUGCAGGAAAUCAAUCCCUACGACGGCGCAGAAGAGUUUAAUCCUGUGAAUGAAGAUGGUGCUUCGUAUGACCUGAUUGCGCCGUGGGACGGUGUGGAUGCGCCGCUUCAUAAAUUGGAGCGCCUCUCGGAGGUCAUGUUUGGAACGGAGCACAUGCUAUCCAUUCUUAACAACCCGCGAUAUCUCGCCAGAUUCCGGGAAUUCCUUCUUGACGAGCGACCGCGCUCCAUUUCAACCCUCACAUACUAUCUCAACGCAGCCAAGGCGUUGAAAGCGCUCGAAUAUGCCAAUGCGCUGGUCCGUCUGUCAACGGACGUUCCGCCUCCAGCUGUUCAAGCUGUUCAAACAGAUACCGAGGCCGUCGGUAUCACAGCGAACAAGGUGCUCGAGCAACGUGUGGAAGAUGGACUCAAUGCAUUGACCGCCGAAGAGCUUCCUGCUUUCAUUACGUCAAGGUGCAUUACUAUUACUAGCAAGAUUGUCGAGGAGCGCGUGCGAGGAACUCUACCCAUGAAGUUUAGAGAAACUUCAAACGCACUGGCUGAAGUGUUUUGUUUGACGGACCCAUCACGACCAGACAACCCGAUCAUCUUCGCGUCGCAAGAAUUCCACCGAACAACACAAUACGGAAUGGACUAUGUCCUUGGACGCAACUGCCGAUUCCUUCAAGGUCCCAAGACAAACCCCAACAGCGUACGUCGAAUUCGCGAAGCUUUGACAGCAGGGCGACACCACUCAGAGCUAUUCCUAAACUAUCGACGCGACGGCUCCCCAUUCAUGAAUCUCCUCCAAUGCGCCCCGCUCUGCGAUAGCAAAGGCCGCGUAAAAUACUUCAUCGGCGCCCAAAUCGACGUCUCCGGCCUCGCCCUCGACGGCGCACAAAUGGAGUCCCUCAUCGAACUCCAAUCACGCUACCGCGAUCCGGACGAGGAAAGCGUCGCAGAAAUGCCCAUCGCACCACACAAGGACGAGUUCAGACAGAUGUGCGAGCUAUUCAGUCCGAAGGAGCUUUCGUCUAUACAGGAGCAUGGUGGUGAUCUCUUCCAGCCGUCGAAUACGCGUGCGGCUUCGCGGGCGGGGCGACAUUGGCUUCCGAGGAAUGGGUCUAUGGAUAGUGAGGCGGAAGCUAUUCGUCUCAGGGAUGUCAAGUCUCCUCUUUUCCGGGGAUCGUUGACGGGUGUUUAUGAGAAUUACCUCCUCGUCCGCCCAUACCCCUCCCUCCGUGUCCUCUUCACCUCCCCAUCACUCCAGAUCCCGGGUAUGCUACAAUCGUCAUUCUUCUCUCGCAUCGGAAGCUCUUCGGCCGUGAAGGAGGAGCUCAUGGCUGCCAUGCAACAAGGGCACAGUGUCACGGCGCGGAUCAAAUGGGUCACGCGAUACAACAGCGAAGGACGCAGCCGCUGGGUGCAUUGCACUCCUCUAUACGCUAGCAAUGGGCAAGUCGGUGUGUGGAUGGUUGUUGUUGUCGACGAUGAGGAGGAGCAGAUCCCGCUGAAUUGGCGGAGCACGUAG